AUGCCCAUGACGUACAGGUCAAAUCCAGGACCCCCCGGGCUGAGGAAAACCUGUCCCUUUCAUGUCUCUGAUCAGACCAUCACCCCCCUCAACGACACCAAGCACCUGCUGGUGUCGGCCUUUAUGGAUCAGAGGGUGAAGGGCUUUGAUAUACGCAUCAUUGGCAUCUUCAGGAGAGACUCCAUCCAACCCCUUCACUGUCGCUUCUGCUGUGCGGGUUUCUUGUCGAUCACAACUCCAGCAAACAUUUUACAACACACAGACCACUUUGGAUUUGCCUUCGCCACUACGGAUGUCAUGUGUCCGAUUCCUGAAAACUGCAACGCUACACAUGUCACUCUUCUCACUCAGCCAGAGAGUGGGAUUGCACCCAAACAGAUUUGGCUCCCCAUAAGAAACAGAAAGACCAACGUGGACGAGGAGGCAAAGUUGCAGUUUAACUUCACAGUCUGCAUCUCCAACCUGUUUGCAGACUACAACAACGUGCUUCAGUUCGCCCAGACCCUGGAGAUGUACAAGUUGCUUGGUGUGGACAGAGUGGUGAUCUAUAACACCAGCUGUGGCCUAGAACUCGAGCGUCUGUUGCAGAUCUACAGCCAGGACGGCUUCGUGGAGAUGGUUCCUUGGCCCAUCCACCAUCAUCUGAAUCCAUCUAAAGGCUGGCUGUUCUCGGAGCAUGGAGGGGACUUGCACUACUUUGGCCAGUUAACCACGCUCAAUGAGUGCAUUUACAGAUCCAUGGAGCGUUCACGCUACGUCCUGCUGAAUGACAUUGAUGAGAUUGUAAUGCCGUACCAACACAACAACCUGAUGUCUCUGAUGAACAUGCUCCAACAGCAGCAUCCAAAUGCUGGGGUGUUCCUCAUAGAGAACCAUAUCUUUCCCAAGAAACCCUUUGAGGGAGAUGAACCAGGUCCACUGCCUCAAUGGAGAGGGGUCCCAGGCUUUAAUAUUCUGGAACACAUCUACAGGAAGGAGCCUGACAGAACCAUAUACCACCCCUACAAGAUGAUAGUCAGGCCGAGGGCGGUGGAGCAGACCUCAGUACACGAAGUGCUCAGGCAAUUCAAAGAAACGUUCAAGGUUCCGCUGGAAGUCUGUCGGAUCGUGAACUGCCCAAUGAGACACCCCAAAUCACGGCUCGAGGAGCUCCAUGUGGACACCCGACUGUGGGACUUCUCAGAUGAUCUAUUGACCCGCGUGAUCAAGGUGCUGAGGAGAGCUGGGCUGCUGAGCUCCGAAGGGGAGGGUCGACAGAUGGCAUGA
Messenger RNA from Paralichthys olivaceus (Japanese flounder), 1266 nucleotides. RefSeq lists its product as uncharacterized. The record is from RefSeq and is a predicted model, not a curated record. Gene Ontology annotation, molecular function: glycosyltransferase activity. NCBI's taxonomy places the organism in Eukaryota, Metazoa, Chordata, Actinopteri, Pleuronectiformes, Paralichthyidae. Gene Ontology annotation, cellular component: cytoplasm.